Diprion similis is the source of this 1420-nucleotide messenger RNA. It is a transcript of the gene Qbp-1, whose product is annotated as neuroparsin-A-like. The coding region runs from base 143 to 538 and encodes 131 amino acids. The record is from RefSeq and is a predicted model, not a curated record. The transcript is spliced from 4 exons. Lineage: Eukaryota; Metazoa; Arthropoda; Insecta; Hymenoptera; Diprionidae.
CCCUAAGGAGGAGGAGGAAGAGGAGGAGGAGGAGGACCAAGCGGGUAUAAAAGAUGCGGUGGUCGCCUUAUUCCUUACACAACACGAUCAAUUCCCGUCAUCGUCAUACCUCCAGAAUUUCGAGACGGACAGACGAACAAUCAUGCAUACUGCGACACAGUUCACCUCGGCUUUAAUAGUCUUCCUCGCCAUGGUUUUCAUACAUUCUAAUUGCGAGGCUCAUCUUCGGAAGUUACCACUUUGCAGAAAUCGUAAAAGUUGCGAGGAAAAUUGCGACGAUUGUGAUUGGGGCAGUAGCUACGCGGUUGAAUGCGGAUUCCAGGAGUGUCUGAAGGGCCCGGGAGAUCGGUGUGGCGGUCGCAAUCACAUGUGGGGUAAAUGCGGUGAUGGCCUAUCUUGCCAAUGUAACAAAUGCAACGGGUGCAGUACGACCAAAGUCGAGACAAGUUGUUACAACAUCACUUGCGCACCGAUCACGGAAUUCCUACCGUUUGAUAUAGACCGUCCCUACCGCCCCACGUACGUUUUAAGGGUUUAAAACAUCAUUAUAUAUUCUAUCGAACGCUAUACGUCCAUAGACCGAUAAUAUCGUUUAAAUAGAAGAUAUCCCUUACACGUCUAUUAUAUUGCCUCGCUAUUACACAUCAAUGAUCUCAUUUGACGAAUACAUAUUUUAAUAUCCUUUGCCUGAUGUAUUCGCGAUUAUAUUUUUAUACCUAGCGUUUUUUUUCGUUUCAAUUUUUGUUUUCUAAUUCUAUUUAAUGAAUGCAAGCAUAGUGAAAGAGAGCUUAGUUUCUACCAUGCAGCGGUUGUGAUAUAUACUAUAAUAAUUCCCAAUACAAAUAGUUGUGUCCAUUCCAUUAUACCCAUACAUUCAGAAAGACGAUAUUGAUGUAAUACCAUAGUAUAUUUAUUAUUUAUUUAUAUCUCUAAUACUCCUUAUCUAUCCAUCUAUCUAUCUAUCCAUCUUUAUCUCAUUGAUAUUUAUGUGUAUGAGAAAAAGAGAAAUUCUUCAGUAUUACUGAGGUAAUUCAUAUAUAAUACAUCAGCUAUAGCUUCUCUUACUUUUUAUCUUCAACAUCAACUAUUCCUAGUCAGUCAUUCGAAAAGCAUUCCGCACAAUCUUGGCACUUGCAUACAAAUUGUACUGUAUGUAAAUUUGGGGUGUUUAGGUUAGAAAAAAUAAAUUUACAUUUAUGUUAUUCAAUAUACUAUAAAACGACUAUGCAAACUUUCCCUGAUAUUUCCAUAGUUGUAAUUAAGUUGUAAUAGUAUAUUUUACGAUCAUUAAUUAUUGUCAUAAUGAAUAAUGUUAUUAUCACUAUUAUAGUGAUUAUUCUUGGUCCUUUCCUAUGUAUUUAAGCUGCCAUACGAUUAUUGUAUCCUGAAGUCGUCAUGUGUGUGUGCUUAUUAAAGAAUA